Messenger RNA from Malassezia globosa CBS 7966, 1680 nucleotides. RefSeq lists its product as uncharacterized. The transcript has 3 exons. Bases 1 to 1680 code for a protein of 559 amino acids. Gene Ontology annotation, cellular component: spliceosomal complex; intracellular anatomical structure. NCBI's taxonomy places the organism in Eukaryota, Fungi, Basidiomycota, Malasseziomycetes, Malasseziales, Malasseziaceae. The record is from RefSeq and is a predicted model, not a curated record. Gene Ontology annotation, molecular function: helicase activity; RNA binding.
AUGACAGAGCGUGGAUCAACAUUCCUUAAGUACAUGACUGACGAUGAGGCACAUGAACGCACGCUAGCCACAGACAUCCUGAUGGGUCUGCUAAAAGAUGUCGCAAAGCGACGGCCUGACCUGAAGAUCGUUGUGAUGAGUGCGACGCUCGAUGCGCUCAAGUUCCAGAAGUACUUUAACAAUGCGCCACUCCUGAAGGUUCCGGGUCGCACCUUCCCUGUCGAAGUGUUCUACACACAAGAGCCAGAAAAAGAUUAUGUCGAAGCGGCCAUACGAACUGUCCUCAUGAUCCACCAGGCUGAAGACCCUGGCGAUAUACUUGUGUUCCUUACAGGUGAAGAUGAAAUCGAGGAUGCAUGUCGAAAAAUCCGCACAGAGUCGGAGAGGCUCCUGGAAGAAGAGCCAGAUCUCUGUGGUCCGCUCAAAGUCGUUCCGCUGUACUCGUCAUUGCCCCCUGCACAGCAGCAGCGCAUUUUUGACCCAGCUCCAGCCCCCGUGCGGGUUAACGGCCCCAUGGGACGCAAGGUCGUGGUCAGCACCAACAUUGCUGAAACAUCGCUCACCAUCGAUGGCAUUGUAUAUGUUGUGGACCCUGGCUUUAGCAAGCAAAAGGUGUACAAUCCGCGGAUCCGAGUUGAGUCGCUCCUAGUGAGCCCGAUCUCAAAGGCAUCAGCCCAGCAGCGUGCAGGCCGUGCAGGCCGUACCCGACCUGGAAAAUGCUAUCGUCUCUACACGGAGCGCGAUUGGGCGAGCGAGCUGAUCGAGCAGACGUAUCCUGAGAUCCUGCGCAGCAAUCUGGCGAACACGGUGCUGGAGCUCAAGAAACUCGGCAUCGACAAUCUUGUGACGUUUGACUACAUGGAUCCGCCUGCGCCCGAGACUGUCAUGCGUGCGUUGGAGCUGCUGAACUACCUUGGUGCAUUUGACGACCAUGGCAAUCUGACGCCACUCGGAGAAAUCAUGGCCGAGUUCCCACUUGAUCCACAGCUUGCCAAAAUGCUCAUUGUGUCUCCGGAAUUCAAGUGCUCAAACGAGAUCCUUAGUAUUGCUGCUAUGCUCAGUGUUCCGAACGUGUUUGUGCGUCCAAGCCAGGCGUCUCAACGCCAGGCGGCUGAUGCGGCACGCGCAGAGUUCGCACACCCGGAUGGUGAUCACCUCACACUGCUGAAUGUGUACCAUGCCUAUAAGACAUAUUGCUCGGAUAUGGCGUCUGGCUCCGACUGGUGCUGGCAAAAUUACCUGUCGCACCGCUCGCUGAUUCAGGCAGAUAAUGUACGCCAGCAGCUGCAGCGAACAAUGGAGCGCUUCGACCUGGACUUGGUUUCUUUGCCGUUCGAAGACAAGCGAUACUACGUCAACAUACGACAGGCUAUUGCGUGUGGUUUUUUCAUGCAAGUUGCUCACAAAUCGACAGGCGGUGGGAGUCGCGGCGCUUACACGACUGUAAAGGACAAUCAGAUUGUGACGCCGCAUCCAUCGACCACGCUCGACCAUAUGCCAGAGUUUGUCGUAUACCAUGAAUUUGUCCUCACUUCACGCAACUUCAUUCGCACUGUUACCGAGGUGCGCCCUGAAUGGCUCUUAGAGUUUGCCCCCUCCUACUACGAUCCUCGUACGCUUGAUGGUGAGAUCAAGCGUGUAUUUCAAUCGCUCCUCGCACGGCGGCGUAUCAAGAAGUAA